AAUAGGCAUUCAUAUGUUAUAGUGUUGGACGAAUAAAAGCUUCAGAUUUUAGGGAGUUUUGUCGCAUAGAGCUUAUGUUUAUGACAUCAUCACUGCGUACAAACGACAUGAACAUUUCCUACAUAGACAUCCACAAUGAGAUGAUCUAUGGCUUUGAACUUACAUGCGUGCAGAAGAGCUACAGCAUUAGGGACCUAAGCCAGUUUACUUGCUACAUCGACAGUGAUACCAACAAAGUUAAUUGCGUUUCUGAUUGCUACUGGGGAAACUCGAAAUCCAAUUGUGGCAUCAUGAAAUAUCUAAUAGUUUUGUCUUCGAUCCUUAUUUACAUUGCAUCCGCACUUGGAAUAAGAGCUAUACUUGGGGCUCUGUGUCUCAUUGUGCUUUUAAUCUACAAAUUCAAGAGGAGGCACUUAUCAAUGUAUGGACUCAUUGAAGAAUUCUUACAAAGUCACAACAACCUCAUGCCAAUAAGGUACUCCUACUCGGAUAUCAGGAAAAUGACCAAAGGUUUUAAGGAAAAAUUGGGUGAAGGAGGUUAUGGUUCUGUAUACAAAGGGAAGCUCCGAAGCGGUCGCCUUGUAGCAAUUAAGAUGCUGGGUAAGUCCAACACAAAUGGGCAAGAUUUUAUCAAUGAAGUUGCUACCAUUGGAAGGAUUCAUCAUGUACAUGUGGUGCAACUAAUUGGCUAUUGUGUUGAGGGAUCAAAGCGGGCUCUUGUGUACGAGUUCAUGACAAAUGGAUCUCUUGAUAAACACAUCUUUCGUAAAGAAGGACCCUCAUCCUUAAAUUACAAGAAAUCAUUUGAAAUUUCACUUGGAGUUGCUCGCGGUAUUGACUAUCUUCAUCAAGGAUGUGAGAUGCAAAUUUUUCAUUUUGACAUCAAGCCUCACAACAUUCUUCUUAACGAGGAUUUUGUUCCAAAGAUUUCUGACUUUGGGCUUGCAAGAUUAUGUCCAUUAGAUGAGAGCAGUUUAACUUUGACUGCAGCGAGAGGAACCAUCGGAUACAUAGCUCCAGAGUUGUUUUACAAAAAUAUAGGAGGAGUGUCAAACAAAGCUGACAUCUACAGUUUCGGAAUGCUGUUGAUGGAAAUAGCAGGAAAAAGAAAGAAUCUGAAUGCAAUUGCAGCUCAUUCAAGCCAAAUAUACUUUCCUUCAUGGGUUUAUGACCAAUUCAAUGAAGGAAAGGACAUAGACAUGGAAGAUGCCACUGAGGAGGAAAUGAAAAUAACAAAGAAGAUGCUUAUAGUGGCUUUGUGGUGUAUACAAAUGAAGCCUAGCGAGCGUCCUAAUUCGAUGGGCAAAGUAGUUGAGAUGCUUGAAGGAGAAAUCGAAUCCCUUCAAAUGUCUCCAAAGCCUUUCCUCUAUCCACAAGACAAACCAGUGGUGAAUGAUGAAGAGAAUUCAGAGACAACAUCGUCAUCAACACAAUCGAACAAUGAUGCUACAGAGUCAAAAAGCUUAAUUCAAAUUGCUGACGAAAUAAUGUAGCCCAAGUUAUGUACAAGGGAAGGCAUGCUGUCUAACAUUUCAACCGUGUAAGGGCAAUAAUGGUUGUUUCCUUUUUGUGAGGACGAAUAUCCUUCUUGUAAUAUUUUUCUUUCAUGAUUUGUUUAGUUGUCAACAGUUUUUGGUUCUUCCUCCUUUAAAUUGAAGUGUAAUCUGCGGUAUGGUGUGGUACUCCU
Prunus mume (Japanese apricot) is the source of this 1687-nucleotide messenger RNA. The record is from RefSeq and is a predicted model, not a curated record. Lineage: Eukaryota; Viridiplantae; Streptophyta; Magnoliopsida; Rosales; Rosaceae.